AUGGACAAAUACAGUAAACUUGUGGUUGGGAUCAAAGUUGACAUACAGCGUACCGAUGGUAGGUGAAGUUCAAUUUACAACACAAGAACAACAAAAACCAUUUUUCUCUUAGGGCUCAGGAAAAUCGACGACCAACCUACUUUUUGCAUUCAUAAAAUAUAGUGUAAUAACUUUUUCAUAGUGCGGUGUCAAUUUUUUCAGGGUUUGUUACUGUCGAGUAAAUUACCCGGCGCGUUAACAUAAUUUGAAGGUUGUUUGCCUGUGUAUUUGAGUGAUACAAAGUGUAAACAUCUCAUCUCUUUACCUCCUCGCCUUAGUAACGACGCUUUCCUUUUUUCAGGGGGAAAAUCGGUUUAAGUAUUAUGCGUUUUAAAGUGGGUUUCAUCAAUCAGACCUUGUGGAAGAUUCUUAUCUACAUAGCUCUAACAUAGAUAUUCAUACAUUCUUCAUAUAAUAAGGAAUGUCUACAUUCAACACGAUAAAUAAAAAGUUUGCAGUUAUUUAUCUCCUCGGCGUAAAUCUGUAGUUCUCUAUAUGCACCAGUACCAGCACGAAUCAAGAAAUCUGUAGUCCCAAGAACAAUUUAUUAUUUCUUUAAAAAGAAAAACUGGUAUAUUGAAAGAAAAUAUGCUAAAAAAAUGACAUUCAGCUGGUAACUUAUAUGAUUUAUUGACACCCUAUUUCUUAAAAAAAAACAUUUGCUUAACAGUAAUAACAAUAUUAUUCUCUGGUACAAAAAUACUUAUACCAAGGCUAUCAAGCACUGACAGUACCCUUUGAGCACUCAGACCCCUUUAUCUUCCUAAGAUCAUAGCUGAAUAUCUCCUUUGUCUGACUGUAUAUUAUUAUUAUUUUUACUCUAGGACGCAUUCACUCCUCAAUGAUAAGUGGCAUUAACUUGGACACAAAAAGUGUGACCGUAGAAUGGUAUGAAAAUGGGGAAACAAAAGGGAAGGAGGUAAGAUUUAUGUUGUUGAGUUAUUUUUAUGGCAGUUUCAUUGUGUUGUGGAUGAGCUGAUAUACACUCACCAAAAAGCAAACUGCAACAUGUUAAAGGCAGUCUGGACAAUAUCUUUAACAUAAAAUCAUAACACACUAUGCUGCUAACUGUACAUGUGCCACCAAUUUUUUUGAGUUCUGUUUUUUUGUGGAGAUCCUGUAUUAAUCACAGAAUUAGUUCCUUCAAUGCACAAAAAUAGCCCACCCCCAAAUUGUAACUCCUGAAAAAAAAUAAUGACUUUUUGGCCCAAAUAAUUUAUUGAAAAUUGUCUCACCCACAUGCCUGCUGGCUGCAACCAAUCAAGUUCCUUGCUUAUUUUUAUGCUCAGAACCUGUGAAAAGUCUUUCUCUAUUUAUGUGAUCCUUAGGAUCACAAUAUUCUCACAUGUCAAUGAUUAAUGAGACAAUAACUGUCUCAUUAUUUCAUAAGUGGUAUUAUGCUUCACUGGUCUUCACUGUGAAUAAAUAUGACACAACACACUCUCAGUCAGAAGAAACAUUUUUUUCUAUAUAUUUUUAUUACACAAAAGAAAUGUUUAAGGUAUCAUGAAAGCUCAUACAUUCUUGCAAUGUUGUCUCAAGUCUUCUGUGGUUGAAUUUAAAUCUUGCUGUUUUAAUAUUAUUAUGUUUUGAACAGACAGUUUUAGCCUGGGGCAAGUAUUUUUUUUAAUCUUUCUCAUGUGGUUGCAAUUAGUUUAUUAAUAUUUGCUUGGAAAUAGAAAAAAAUUACUGUGUUAUUAUUAUUUUUUUUUUUUGAUUGUGCUACCUUGUAAUGUUCAAUCAAAUACCAACAAAAAAAAAUGUAGUCAGAAAUGUAGAUUGUUGUCAAAAAAUCCACUAGAUCUCUAAAAUAAUUACCACAAGUUAUGUAAAUUAAAUUUGACUUCCUAAUGUGUGUUAUGACUUUAGUUAUCUCUUUUAAAUGGUCAACCCAGUGGAUGGCAGUAAACAUUUUGUUCAGCCCAUACCUGCAUAUAUUUUCUCCACACUGCUUUCCAAUGCAUACAUUUUUAAAAAAUAAUUAUUUAUAAGCCACACUAUACAUUCCUGCUCAUUUGGGAUUUCAUCUGUGAUCAGCACAUAAUGAACUGCAAUGAAAAGGAGGAACUUAUAUUAUUAUUGUAACUCUGACAACAUUCAGCCAUUCUCACCUGAGGAUCAAGGUCUCUAGAUCUAAUACUCAUUCAUUGUGUUCAUUAGGGAUCAUAGUUAUAAAAUCAUAAAAUUAUUUUAUGCAUCUCUCCUUUCAUUGCAGAUUGAAGUUGACCAGAUUUUUGCCCUGAAUCCCACCCUUGUUGUUCAACCAAAGCCCUCAAAACCAACAAACAAAAGAAUUUCUUCAACACCAGUCAACAAGGUAUGUGAUUGUAAACAACUGCUUUGUUCAAAUGUCAUAAAUUAAUGGUGACUAGAAUUGUCCCUGGCACUGAUCAGUGCAGCCUGUAUCAAUUUGAUGUUAAAAUGUUUCUUACUUGAUUUUGCAGAAUGCAAGAAAUGAAAGUCACUCGGUGUCUUCUCCAAAAGCUUACACACCUUCAGGUCUAACGAUUGUUUAUUUAAUCAUGUUGUCCCUAUCCAGUGCAUGAAUUCUCCUCUGAAAUCUUGAUAUUUCAAAAUUGAUUCACAUUGUUAGGAGGUUUGAGAAAUCAUGUGUUAAAGUUGGGUUUUUUGGUUUGAAUCAUUAAGAGCUUCAAGAAACCAAGGGUUUAUGAAAUCAAAAUUCUUCUAUUGAGUAACUUUGUGUUCUUCUCCAACAGUAUUUUUUUCCUGUCAAACCCAUCUCUUAGCCUUUUGGAAACUUCAAUGCAUUACCCCUCUGUCAUCUUAAAAAUUCAUUUAUCACAUUUAAUUUGUUUACAAGCAAUUGUCCAGUUUCGAAUUUGUCAUGGCCAAAUAGUAAUUGAAAUAUUCCAGAGGGUUUAAUGUUGGUUAAAUAUAUAUUCUCAAAUUGCAGUCAGACAAAGACCUGUGUACAACUGUGUAGUCCCAUUGUUAUUAACUCAAAUUCAGGCACUUUCUCACCUCUAUUUAUGAACAUUUUACUUUAGGCCGAGGCUAACCCUGUACAAAUGAGUCUUUGGGGAUUUUAUUCAGCGGCCACGUACGGAUUAUUGUUGGUUUUGUCCAAAUUGUGUUGUACCAUGAAUUGUCCAUGCCACCCCCACAGAGUUAGGGUUUUUUGAUAUUAGGGACCUUCACCCCUUUGAAAAUUAUUUCUGUUUCUACUGUAUUUUUAUACUUUCCUUUAAAAAAAUGGCCUUAAAGAUCUCCAUACCAGGUUCUCUGAAUUAGCAGUAACCGUGAGUGGGGCUUAAGUAUUGCUAUUUAUGUCACCACAAUGUGAAGAAAUCUUGGUGGCUUUGCAGGGAAAGUUGAGCGUCCAAUGGCUCUGAAUCUUGCAAAUGAAGAUGAUGGAGGCCCACAGAUAGAGAUUCCACAAAAAGACAAUCCAAGCUCCAAUGCAGGUAAAGUGACUGCUGUGUGUGUAUUUUUUAAUGAUCACUGUUCACUAAAAAUUUGAGCACUCUCUUUCUUCCUUUUAAAAGCCACAAUCCAUUCAUUUUAUUAUGGAGAAAUUGAAUUGGUGGGUUGCACUUUUAUUUAGGGCUUUAAGUUACAAUGCAGUGAAAACGUCUGGCUUAAGUUGCCUCUGUCUGUUCUUAAGAGUAAAACCAGCUAUAAUUAACGUAUUUUUUUAUUAAUACUGAAAUGAAUUCUAUUUAUCAAUAAUUUUUCGUCAAAUAAAGAAUCAUCCUCACAGUUGUGAAUGCAAUUUAUGUAAUUACAUAAGAAACCUGAAAAAAAUGCGAUACUUCAGCGGGGAUUGAACCCGUUGGGAGCUGGUCAGUUAUGUUCAUACAUGUUCCCAUGAAAGAGAUGAAUGUUGUAGAUGUAUAUGGAAUAAAUCAUAUUCAUCCAUCAAAAUAAUAAUUUUUCAUUUUGGUACCCUUAACACUAUUUUUCUUUUCCUCCCUCUACAGUAAAUAGGAGAAGGUCCAACUGUGUCAAGGAGAUUGAGCGUUUAAAAAAAAACAGGGAGGAAAGAAGGUAAAUGGAAAUAAAUUUUGGAUUUGCAAGCAACAACGCAGGCCAAAUUCCUGAGUGUGUAAAUUUGGUUGUUAGCACAGAGACGCAAUCUGAACAUUUUGAUAGGCUUUUUUUAUUAUUUCUUGUCGAAAAUUGAAUGCUAAACUCGUCUAUUGCACCAAUCUUUGCAAGACAUCAGAUCCCUGGUACAUAAGGUUUUAGGUCAGCCCCUUUUGUCUUAAUUAUUUGGAAAGAAAGUCCUUAAAUGAAAAAUUGGGUUUGUCUCAAAUAGUCCUUGUGAAAAAAAAGUUCUCAGGACUACAAGUUUAUCAACUGCAUAAAACAUGAACCCACAGAUAAAGGGGCUUGCCCAGGUUUUGCUCUUCUGGUUUUAUAUCACAGUGUGAUCACUACUAUCAAGAGAGUUUAUUUAUGAGUUCAUGCUACCUUUGUAAUUUCCAGAGCUCAACAGCAAGAACAGCGAGAAAUGAAGCUUCGUCUACAGCAAGAGGUGGAUCCUGGAAACUCCAACUGGGAAUUUUUACAAAUGAUAAGGUGUGAUAUGUCAUGAUACCAUCACAUGAGACAAAUUCAGUAAGAGCACAUGUAUCUAAUAGUAAUAUUGUUUAAUAAUAACAUGCAUGUAUGGUAAUACCCAGAUAUGCAAAACUGAAAUAAUUAGUGAAGGUGAAAAAACUUAAGAGUCAUUUUUCAAGGCUGUGCUGUAAGAAAAAUAAUUGAAGGGAGCCCAUUGCUCUGAACCUGUAAAAUCUGGGGUGCCCAGUAUAUGAUUUGUAUGAAAAAAGUAAGAUUUUCAGUUUGUCCAAGAGCAAAAGUCAGGCACCAGGGGUCACCAGGUGCCGGUAGAGAACGGCGUUUCAUUUUAUAGGAAAAUCAUUGCUAUUAACUGUUUUUAAACAUUAUUUUUCUCAGAGAAUACCAAGCAGAGUUAGAUAUCAAAGGGCUGACAAUGUCAGACCCAGUAAGUAUAAAAUAAUUUUGUUACAUGUAUUAUUCGUUAUAAUAAAUUAUUAUAAUUAUUACAGUAUAUUAUUAUUUGGGAUUUUUAAUCAAUAAUGUUCAAAUCUAGUAAGUUGUUGGUUCUCUCCCUUGCUCCAGACUCCGGCAAAAACCAACAACAAAUUCCAAUUCAAGGAAUCAUUAAAGAACCAUUUGUUUUCACCUGAAAUCUAUUAUUUAUUUUAUUUAAUUUAUUUUUUAUAGUAUUGCAAAACAAAAACAACAGUGUUCAACAUUAAAAUAAGAAUGAAUAGAAAAAGAAAAAUAAGAAUGAAUAGAAAAAGAAAUAAUUAUGAAAUUAAUAAAUUAUAACAGAUAAUCAAGUGACAUUAUUCUUGCAUGACAGUACAAUGGCAUGCAAAUUAUUCAGAGAGAUGAGAUAUAAUUCAACUGUAAAUUAACAUAAAUAUGAGAGCCAGUGGCUGAUUUGAAAACAGCAGUUUCCCUAACAACCCAUUAACAGCCAUACUUCAAAAAAGCCACUCAAUUUUAACAAAUACAAAUACAUUUUAACACAUACAUUUUGCCUUGCAUUGGUUCAAUAAUGGAUCAUAGGAUUUUUAUUAAAAGGAGUAAAGAAGCAGGAUAUUCAAGGGUAAUAUUUUAAAUCAUAUUUCUUUGAACAUGUCAAUAACAUGUAAUAUUACUAUGGAAUUUUUUUUCUUCGCUUAACAGGUUAUAGACCACCAAAUCUGUGUUUGUGUCCGCAAACGACCUCUCUCUAAAAAAGGUACUUGCACAAAUUUUACACAUUCAUAGCAAUAAUUUGCUAAUUUAUACACCUGAAUUGACAGUAUUUUCUGGUGUGUAAGUUUACCCUUCCAAGUGACAAAUUAAUAUGCCCAGUUUACUUGGCAUCUCGAUUUACAAAAAUAAUGUACUGCAGAAAUAGAGUAAUAUACAUGUAUUUGGUAUUAAAGGUUAGAAACGCUGUGUUUUUGUAUUCAUGUCAUGUACAUUCAUGUAAUUAACUGUUUAACUUCAAUUGCAUUUCCUAUAGAACUUAACAAAAAGGAAAUUGAUGUUAUCAUAGUACCAAGUGGUGAUUACUGUGUGGUAAGUUUUCUAUAUAGUGACAGUGAGUUUCUAAUAUGGUGACGAUGCUUUGUUGAAAAAUUGGUUUAAAAAAAUGAUUCAUAUCAAAAUAAACAUAUUCAAGUUCUGUAAAACCUGUAAAAAUACCUGUACAACUUGAUAUAGUUCCACUAUAAUGCAACAUUGAUUUAGAAAUAGUUAUAGAAUUUUGAAUUGUUUUUUAUUUCAGGUACAUGAGCCCAAGCAGAAAGUGGACCUCACAAAAUACCUAGAAAAUCACAAAUUUUGGUAAGUGAGAGGUUUUUGUUAAAUGCAACUUGUUAAUUAUUAGUAACAGGUCAUUUGUGACACUGUAGCUCUUCUUGACAGAAUUUGCCUUUGAUUUUGUUUUAGGUUUGAUUAUGCUUUUGACGAAAAUGCAAAUAAUGAAUUGGUGUACAGGUAAGCUUUUUCACAGCUUCUUAAUCUGCUGAUCUGUUCAUUAAGACUUUGGUGUGUUCUCGGUGGCAUUAGCUGUUCAUGAUUUUCGAGUUUCUCAUUUGUGUGAUGUACAAACGUAGAUAUGAGAAAUUCUAUAACAAGGGAUGAGUUGUGGUGAGCAAAAUUUGAAAUAACUAUGAAUGGAUGAAAUAUAUAUGCUCUCAGAGUGGUAAAAUUGGGUGCAGUGCUGAAUGUGUUCAUCAGUGACAAACAUCGGAAAAAUGUCUCAUUAAAUGAGGGAGGAAAACAAGAGAGCACGCCCAGGGGGGCACGUAAAAAUUACAACCCGCAAGGAAGGUGACACGCGGAGGGAAGAGAGAUCAACGCAAAGCACAUGUCCAGUGCUGGCCACAGUCUGAGCUGUAGUCCCUCGUUGUCCCUUUUCCCUCCGCCUAUCCUCUUCUUUCUGGGUGGUGAUUUCACGCCCACUUGCCUCUCGAAAAUAAUACUUUUCCUCCCCAGGGGGUAGGGGCAUUGCCAAGGGCAAAAAGGAUUUCCACACUUUCGCGCACUCUGUUUACUGUACAUUAGGAUAAGGACUGUUAACAUUCAUAAGACAGCUUCUCCAAACUAUGCUCUGCUAGAAACAUGGACUCAUAAAGUGAGAAUUUGCAUUUUGAUAUAGGGGGAAACAGUGAAAUCUAACAAAGUGCAUUUUUUUUCUUUUUUUUUUUUAGAUACACUGCUAAGCCUCUUGUGGACACAAUCUUCAACCAAGGAAUGGCAACUUGCUUUGCUUAUGGUCAGACUGGAAGUGGUAAAACGCAUGUAAGUUGACUUUUUCCCCUUUCUGUCGGUGAUAAAAACAUUCAACUACAGUCGCCUUUCUCUGGACACCUCAGCAAAACAGACACCUAGAGUUGGUCCCUGGCUUUCUUUACUCCCUUAUUUGACUCUCUAUAAGAUGGGCACUCUAGUGACCGGUCAUUAUUUGUCGCCUGGGGGGGAGGCGAAGGAUUUUAGGGGGAAUCACUUGAUUCUUAGGAGAACAAAAGGGAGGAUCAGUCUUAACUGAGAACCCAAAAGGAGGGAUUGCUGAAGACUUUGGAACGAUUCAGAGGCAGGGGGAGGCACUCAAAUUUUCUUUGCAAAUAAAGACUUGGGGGAUCGCGAAAGUCAUCAAAAGCAAGAGAGCUCUCUUGAUCAAAAGUUAUUAGGGGGGAUCACUCCAGUGAAGUAACGUUCAGAGGGGGGACCGGCUAAAUUUCACCUUGUUUAGCCCCCAAUCCCCCCUCCCUCGCCAGGCGAUAAAUAAUGACCAGUCCCUUAGUGCUGAUCUAAAAGGUGGUCGUCUUAGGAUGGAUUUCCACUGUCGCGUAAUUUCAACGUGUGUGCGUGCGUAAAUAAAGUAAAGGAGAUGUAUGAAAGGUCGCGUGUAAACGUAAAAGCUGAACCUCGCUCAAAUGUUGAAUUUUUUUUUCAUUUGUUUACGCAUAUUACGCGACAGUGAAAAUUAACCGUUAGAGAGCGUUAAUUGUAUUGGCUUUCAAGUAUGUCUUGCCUAAUCACUUUAAUUGCUUUACAGACCAUGGGUGGUACGUUUUCAGGGAAACAGCAGGAUUGUACAAAAGGAAUUUAUGCCUUAUCAGGUUGGUAUCGCAUGCACCCUUUCAAUAGUACAAAACAAAUGUCUCGAGUUACGAUUACAUUCAGCUUAAAUGGAUUUAAAUGAUUCCUUUUCGAGGCACACGCGACGGGGGCAGCCUUAUUCCGUCGCGCAUGUCUGGCGCUCCUCGCUCGCAUCGUGCUAGCCUCCCACGCAGGCGUUUUUAGGGGAGCUCGUUUUUCAUGCGAGAGCGGUGUAUAAAUGUGGCAUUUUAAAAUAGGUGAUUCACCUUGCAAGUUGGAAGUCGUCACGUUUUCUAGUUGGUGAUACAGUGUAAUGAGAAGUUUUCAUGCAAACAUUAGGAUAAAUCCAGAACGUGAACGUUUUUUUCUUUCCUGCAGCUCAAGAUGUUUUCAAACAGAACAAGUCACCGAAACAUAAAAACAAGGAUCUUCUAAUAUCUGCAAGUUAUUUUGAGAUUUAUGGAAGCAAAGUAAGUGAAAAGUUCUCGAGAAUUUUCAACAUGCUGCAUUUCAAGGCCUGGGAAUAUCAAGUUUCAUCCUAUGAAAAUUGCAAGCAUACGUCUUGUUAUGUCUUUAAAAAUGUGUAUCCUUCUAGAACCCCCCCAAAAAUGCAUGUAUUCAUCAUGUAAAACGCUAAUUUUUAUUGUAGCUGUUUGAAAACUGAUUUUAACUCCGUUAAGACGUAGCAAUUUAAGCGAAAACGCGGACGACCUUAGCUGUAAGAAGACAAAAAUUUCAGUUGCCGUCGUCUUGAUUUGAAAGGCCAUUUUCUUCUUUCUGUUUAUUUAGGUAUUUGAUUUACUGAAUAAAAGGAAAAGACUAAGAGUGUUGGAGGAUGGAAAUCAGCAAGUCCAGGUAAAAGAUGGCAAUUGAUGACUUGUGUGGUUUAAAUACGGGGGCAAACAAAUGAACCAGUCGGAUUUCGGCUAAAUACUGUAAGGGGCUUCAAACGCGGGAAAAGCUUGCAAGCAGCUGACGAAUGGUUUAUUUCAUGCUUCUGAUUGGUUUAUUUAAGUGUCACGGCCGGGUUUCUUAGCCAGUCACAGUGUUUGACUAUCCAAACAAAAGUGAUUACUCCUGACAAACUUAUCGAUCACUGUUCUGCUUACCAUUAUUCUCGGUAGAGGGAAGCAGUGUCGAGUAGUGAUUCUUAUCUAAGGAAACAUAGUAUUCAGGAGAAGGCAAAACUCAACGAGGUGUAAACUGAUGCUUUUCCUUUACGUUAGUUCACUCACCUGGGUCAUGAAGUUACAAUUUUGUUUUUUGUUAAUGUUUGUGUGUUUGUUCCUUUUUGGCUUUACUCUUCACGGCAGGUCUGUGACUUGGAAGAAAAGAUAGUGCAUUCAGUGCAGGAUACAUUGAAACUCAUCGAGCUUGGUAAUAAACUCAGGUAAGCGACACCCCCGGCACAUGAUUGUCUUCGAUCAUCUUGUUAGCAAACCAUAAAGAAAGGUUUAUAAGCAGCUUUUUCAACACGUAAAUCGCCAGUCAUGUUUUUUCCAAUUUUCAGCAUUCACAUGUAGAUCUUUGCGUUAUCAGUAUGUAUUUUAGUGUAGACUUAAAAAGACAUGAAAUCACGUGUGGAUCACGUGUGGUAUUUUCCUUUAGGACGUCUGGGCAGACAUCAGCCAAUCAGAAUUCGUCGAGAUCUCACGCGGUAUUUCAGAUCAUCUUAAGAAAGAGGUAAGUUAGAAUACACUGAACUGAAAUUUUCUCAGCAAACUCCGAGAAAGAAAAGGUUGCGUUUUUCACUGACCAUGUUUUCGUUUUUUUUCUUUGUAGGGGAUUCAGAAAGGAUGGCGGGGGAGGCCAACUUUACGGCAAAUUCUCACUAAUAGAUUUGGCAGGUAAGUCAGUUCCAAAUGUUCUUAGUUUCUCCUUGCUGUGCGUUUAGUGGUGUUGAAAAUUACUUAUCCAGUCGGUUAACAGUAAACGUCUAAGACCUUGCGCUGUGACAUGCCGUAGCAAUGAAGUGUAGUAAAACUAUCACUUUCAAACUUUUCUGCCAUUGAAAUAUGCCACUGUAAAACUAAAGGAAAAAUAGUUGAUGAACUCCUUCUCGUCUGUUAAGUAGAUUUAGCGAAGACAACGCAAUGUCAAAAAUGACGUAAAAGCGCGCUGAAAGGACUGAACUCGACUUUCGGUGCUCAAAUUUCUGCCAUUGGUCCAGUAUUUUCUACAUUCUGCGUGCGACGUCAUCACUGUCGUGGCGUUGUGUUUGCUAAAUCCGCCUAUUGUUUGACAUGCGCACAGGAAACGAAAGAGGAGCUGACACUUCAACCGCUGACCGAGUUACAAGACUUGAAGGCGCAGAAAUAAACAAGAGUUUACUGGCUUUGAAGGUUAGUAUUAUUUUUGUUUAAGAAGCAAACGUAGAGAAGGAGAAACGGUAACGGAAGAGAUAAUGUAGGAUAAUCACGCCUAUUUUUGGAUAGGCAUCUUUACAACAUUAAUCAACGAGUUCCAGUGAGGUUAGUGAAGUCUUGGGAGGGUGCCAAUUGUUCGUGCGGAAAAACGUGGAAUCAAAGUAAUAUCGCUUGGGGAUGGGGUAGUGUGGCUUCUAUUUCCCCAAACCCCAUUCCCACGGGCUAUUUGUUUUGUGUCAGGUAAAAAAAUUAAAGUUCUCUAACUUCGUCGCCAGCGCAUGAAGAGGAGGUGGUAAAAAAGGGAAGGGGAAGGGGGAAUUCGCGCGCGCCUAUUCUUCCUUCCGCCCAUUACUUCCAAGCGCCUGCUACGCAGGCUACGCGAAUUCCCUCCUUCCGCCAUGUUGUUUAGUUCAUAGCUUCUUUUCGUUACACACUGUAAGUUUAUUUUCGAUCUUCACAGGAAUGCAUCAGAGCUCUUGGAAGAAAGGGAGCACAUUUACCUUUCAGAGCAAGCAAACUGACGCAGGUGAGAAACUUCAUACACUCUUCCAGGCAGCUGCUAUGUCAAGGAAGAAUAAGUUAUCUAAUGUACAGAAAUGGUGAACAAAGGCGCAUUUACAUACACUCUGUAAGCAAGCUUUGUGGUAAUUUACUCUUUGCGGUAUUGUUUUACUCCACAGGUUCUCAGAGACUCAUUCAUAGGAGAGAACUCGAAGACUUGUAUGGUAAGGUUCGAUUGUGAAUGAAGCUUUAGAGAUUUAGAUCAGUCUCCAUAAUUUUGUACCGUUGCCUUUAGAUCGCCAUGAUAUCGCCGGGAAUGAAUUGUUGUGAACACACCCUGAACACACUUCGUUAUGCCGACAGGUAAGUAGCAAUCGAGACUGCCAAAUUUAUCAUGUUUUGUUAAUAUCGCUUCACCUUUUUGAGUAAACUGGGCCUGCAACGUAAGGAGCUGGUCAAAAAGCAUAGGGAAGGGUGAGUAAGAGCAGAGAGGGGAAGGGUCAUCAGUUUUUGCACCCUGUGCAAGGUGUGGGACGUGCAAUUUUUAGCUAUCCUUGUGGGUGUGUCUCAUCCUAUUUUAUAACAGAGAUAUGAUUUUUCAUACAUAUAAUUUGGUUUCACUGGAUUAAAAUUAAACCAAAUAAAUGUUUACUAGUAGGGAUGGCCAAGUAAUUUUUAACCUUCAGUUAGGGGUAGCCUUUUCCAAAAAGAGGGGAUGGGCCAUGUGUUUUUCGUCCUCCACAUUUUGAAAGCUCCAGCCCAGCCCCUUGCCAUACCUUUUUCCAGCCCCUAAUUGUAAAAAGCGAUGCCUUUGUUUUCUAAUGGUGCCAUGAAUGUUUGGCAGAAGACUGAGUAGAAGCAUUAUCUCCUUUGUCUCGGUAGAGUAAAAGAGCUUGGACCCGAGAGUAACCGCAAGAAGAAAGGAGCUGCAGCUAAUGGCAGCGAAGAUGAUGGAAGCAGCCCUGAUGAGAUGUCUUCUCUGUCAGGUGGCCGACAUAUCAACAAUGUGGAUCUUGCUCUUCUUUGUAAUCACAGUGUACGUAUUCAUUUAAAGUAACUUUACAACUUCCCUUUUCAAACGCAUUGAUAUUUCUUGAAGAGAAAACUACCGUGACGCACGGUGGCAUGGAUAUCGGUAGACUACGAGUAGUCCCCCAUUUUUCCUCAGGGAUAGUAAAGCGUGCGAAACGCGAGCGAGCGUGAGGAAAAAUGGGGGACUACUCGUAGUCUAGGAUAUCGGCUCUUACUGUAAAAUUUUGCGACACUUGAGCUUUGCGUUUCUUCAAGAGUCCUCGUUCAUUUUGGAAACUAUGGGUUAGUGCUUAGAUGCUCCAUCCUGCUUGAAGAUUUGAACUGAUCAGUUAUAUUUUUUGGCCUCUGCUGCAGGGCUCUGGUGAGCAGUCCCAAGAACUUUACACGUUCCACGAAGCAGUUUCCCAGUUGCAGGAUGCUGAAGAUAAACUAGUGGAUGAUCACAGGAAGAACAUUGAGGUAAAGCAGUUAAUUCAGGAGCCUUUUGAAUCUCAACCUCAACUCAGACAAUAUGGAAAAAAGACUUGGGCAGUUGCCUUAAAAGAGCAGAGGCAUGACUGCAAAACGCUCUCCUGUUUGAAUGAUACACUAUAGGUAGUGUGUACUUGCGUCGUCAACCACAGAAGUGGUUGAGCAGAGUUAAGCGCCUUUUUUUAAUGGUUUGAUAACAUGUUUGAUUUGCCGCCAUUUAAGUAAACGCUGACAAAAAAAAGGUCCAAUUUUUUUCUCGGUGGUUUUUAAAACUUUUUAGAUGUGCACUGGAAACUCUACUUUUACUCCAAAGAAUGCGACCCAUCUUAAAUUCAACAGAAAUUCUUGAUUGUAUUUUCGUACAAUACUUAAAGACAUGUGAAAGCACUGUUGAAGGGGUUUCAUUUGUCGCAAGAACGGAUUCAAUUCCAAGUUUAUUUGCUCAUCGCCUUCUUCUCUGUUCAUAUCUUUGAUACAGGAAGCGGAGACAUUGUUACAAGAAGAAAGAAAACUGAUGGAGAGAGUAGACACAGAUGUGGAUUACAAUAUGGAAGGUACCCUUUAAGCCCUAAGAGUGAUCAACGUCAAAUUUCUCCUUGUAAUAUCAAUGCUUUACAAAACAGAGUGGUCAUGAGAAUUAAGGACAUGAUCACACAAGAUGAAUCUAAUUGAUACUUCAACAAAUUCUCCUCACUACUUCUAUUGAAAACGUAUAGGGAUAACAAAUGAGAAUUUGAAUUUUGAUAUUAGGGUUUAAAGGGUUAACAACGGUCUUGGAGUGCUUACCAUUUACACAAACCACCCAGGGAAAAAUCUUGCGCAUAAAAAUAAAAAUAUAAAAUUUGAUGUUGUGGGAGAACGACCCUCUACAAAGUAUUUGCAAAUCAACGCAACAAACUAAACAGUGUAGGGAAAUUGCGUCCCCUCAAAUCGCAGCUUAUUUUUUCUGAAGUUUACCAUUCGGAAUGCCACGAACCGUUUGAGUUUCCAUCCGUAAUUUCCGGUAGUUUUUUCGUAAAUGGUAAAUAUUUGUGUGUUUGUUUUCUGUCUUUGGUGUUGUUCGUUCAUCAUAUACUUUCAAUGUUGCUAUUAUUAUUACUCUUUUUUUUUCUUUUAUAAUUGGUGAUCUGUGUGCAAUUUUACAGAAUAUGUACGACGAUUAGACGAAAUACUGGCCCAAAAGAUCGAGAAAUUCACCCAGCUUCGAGGUAAGACUGCAUUGCUAACCUUUUUUCAGUUCAUCCUUGUUAGCUUAUUGUUGCGUCAAACACAGAGCUUUAUGCUGUCUCGAUCUCAAGGGGGAAUUCUUUCACCUGUGAACGAAGACGUAUUUCCGAUCGUCGCUUCUCUCCACCCGGGUGAGGUGUGCUCGCGGGCUAGGAAUUGUUUUGAUUGGUGAAAAGAGAGGCGGGCACAAAAAGGAAAACUAGACUUACCGAGACUUGGCUGUUCUUGUCGCCAGGACCCCUCGCUCUUCAGUUACACGGCCUUAUCGACUUAGGGGACACUGGGAACGAAAUUGGACUUAAGUUUACGUUUUCUGAUUGGUUCGUGCCUUGCAUCUGUUGUGUUUCGGUUUUUUGUUUUGUUAGAGUCGUAACUUUGCUUUCGUUUUAUUGUCAUUUGUUUUAUCGUUGGCUAAGCUAUCUUUUCCUUUAUUUCCUUUUACAUUUUUACUUGCCUUUUUACGUUGUAGACAAAGUAAACAAGUUCAAGAAACAAUUGGAAGAAGAAGAAAUGGCGAGCCGAAAUAUAAGAAAAUUACCAGGUUAUUAGCGCGCACGCUCGACAAUCUACGGCUGAAGUGUUUCCUGAUGGGCAAUCUAAGACCGUGAACCUGUUGCUUAAUGGUCUGCAGAAGGAAAUAUUCUUUAAGAUGUCAACGCAUCAUGCCAUGAAGGGAUCCAUUUGGACUUUCGGUCAGUCGGUGAACAUACAUUUAGAGGAACUGCAAUAUUUAAGUUGAAUAUCAGCUGCAAAGCACAGUUGUUUUGGAAAAAUCUUAUGACCAAUUUGGUCUUGUUUGUGGCUGUAUAUUUAUUGUGUCGAUUAGAGUAGGCGCAUAUCACGUUGUGUGUAAGAACAAAGAGGUGAAUGGUAUGAAAGCUGUAAAUUGUGAGUGGUAUAUUAUAAGUUGAUAAUGAUUUUGCAUUAGAGCCUUGUAAGACAAAAUAAGCUAAAAAAUAGCCCUUGUAUUACGUUUGUACAAUUCAGAGUUUUCCUUAUUGUUCUUAUAGUGAGGAAUAUUGACAAGGUGUGCAGGUUGGAAUUCCCGCAUUACCUUUCUACACAGAAUUGCCGGAAAGGUUUCAUUGUUGUUUUCCUACUGUGACAAUUAUUGCCAAGUCUUAGAAUUCUGUUUACUCCUGAGUGUUGCAAUGAUCAGCAACAAAAGUGUCCGAGUUCUUGAAGUGUUUAUGCUAGUCAGUGAGGAAGGUCAAAAAUUAAAGACAUUGACUCAUUCAAAAACGGUUUUUAAUUUUUGAAUCAAGCAGGUCUUGCGAACCUCAAGGGUUAGCCAUAAGUUAUGCCUCUAAGAGAGCUAUUCAAUUCUAGCUUUUAGUCUUACGUUAUUUGGAAUAGCCCGGAACAAGGUCUGCUCCUGCAGUAGAAAUCAGUAAUACUUGAAGUCAGUGUUUGGUUGUCUUCUUAGCGUACCUCAAAAAUGCCAUGGGGUACCUACAAUCUCAGACAAAAACCUUGAAACACUUUGGAAAAUUCUGCUCCUUUUCGUUUCCCCCUCCCUUUUGCAAUGUUUUUGUAGCCACGUAACUUUGCAAUCACAUCUGAACAUUGCAGAGGGACUGGGACGUGCAUAGGUGUUUCAAGGACUUUUGGCGCGCGAGGAUUGUAGAUGUCUGGCUCCGGUUGUUCAAACGUUUGAUAGCGCUAUCCACCGGAUAAAUCGCUAUUCAGUGCAUGCGUUUAGGGAAAUCAAUUGCGUUGUCCACUGGAUAGCGAUAUAGCGUUAUUCACCUUUCGAACAACUGGGUCCUGUUCUGGUAGACUGUGAACGGAUGUCUUGGGCGCUGACUUGACGUUCGAACCCAGCUUACAAAGCUUUACAAAAAUGUGAAGACUCCUUAAUAGAAACUCUUUUCAACUGGAAAAUAGCCUGCGUAGCAGGCGUUCGAAAAGGAACGUGAAGUAAAAGGAGAACGCCUUUCAUUCGCACUCCCUCGCGCGCCCUUCGCGCAUCUCACGCGUCCAAAAGCUCCUCCACUUUUCAUUUCGAAUGCCUUCCACCGUGACUGAUUGGAAAAUAUCCACUGAUGCUCAUAAAGGUAAUCGACCGAAUCCUUUUUGCUCUCAAG
This is a messenger RNA of Porites lobata, 15814 nucleotides long. NCBI's taxonomy places the organism in Eukaryota, Metazoa, Cnidaria, Anthozoa, Scleractinia, Poritidae. The record is from the annotation of a GenBank genome assembly.